CGUUCGCAUCCACAAUGUCCGCAGAUUGCUGAUCAAUUGGGUGAAGCUUGUAGGCCAUGUGAAGAUCGGUAGAAGACAUUUCACAGAAUCAGUUAAUAAAUAACAUUUAAGCCAUGAAGAUGUAUAUGGGAUAUAUUCUGCUUUCAAUCUUAGUUGUUUUCAGCUCAUGUGCAGAAUCCUUUAAUUAUACAAGCUGUGACCAGGCGAAGCAACCAAAGUUUCUAAGCUCAUGUUGCGAUGUCCAAACCCACGACAAGGCUAUCAAAGCCUGUCGUAAAUCCUUGUUGGCCAAUAACACAAGCAAAACAAGUAAUGAGGAGACACUCAAUCUGAAAUCGGAUAAAGUGGCUCUGCACGCAUGCAUGGCGGAGUGCUCCUUCAAGACCAAUGGUUUUUUGCUGACCAAUGGCAGCGUCAACGUCGAGGUAUUACAGAAAAGUUACCAGGAACGCUACAUAGACGAUCAGAUCAUGUCAAAACUCAUGGUGAAGAACCUCAAAAGCUGUUCGGAUUACGCACUGAAACGAGCUGAGCAAUUCCAGUGGAUGCAUACAAAGGGCGAAUGCAACUACUAUCCUGCCAUUCUGCUGGCCUGCGUCAUGGAACAGGUUUACGUCAACUGUCCAGCGACCAAAUGGAAGAACACCAGCGAGUGCACAGCGAUGCGGAAAUAUUUGAUUGCCUGUGACGACGUCGAAAGCGACAGGAAAUAGUACCAAUUUUAAAUAACCAAAUAUACAGAUGCAGCAGAUGAA
Molecule: messenger RNA, 755 nt
Organism: Drosophila biarmipes
Lineage: Eukaryota; Metazoa; Arthropoda; Insecta; Diptera; Drosophilidae
Gene: Obp93a
Exons: 5
Coding region: 114-713 (199 amino acids)
Molecular function (GO): odorant binding
Source: RefSeq, a predicted model, not a curated record